Molecule: messenger RNA, 1632 nt
Organism: Limulus polyphemus (Atlantic horseshoe crab)
Lineage: Eukaryota; Metazoa; Arthropoda; Merostomata; Xiphosura; Limulidae
Product: MAM and LDL-receptor class A domain-containing protein 1-like
Exons: 11
Cellular component (GO): membrane
Source: RefSeq, a predicted model, not a curated record
GUGAUAACAAUCCUAUCUGUAUGUCAUUCGCUACGCAUAUGUUUGGGAAUGGAAUUGGAACGUUGCGUGUUUUGAAACGUAGCCAAGGGAACAAUGACGAGAGCGUUAUAUGGAAGAUUAGUGGUCCUUCCGGUAAUAGGUGGUAUCAAGCUCGAGUACCAGUGUCGUCUCCAAAACCAUUCCAGUUGAUAUUGGAAGCAAUGGUUGGUAACAAUUAUCUUGGAAACAUUGCCAUUGAUAACAUCUUCCUUAGACCUGGCACUUGCCCAAUUUUUCCACAGACUGCAUCACCAAACUCAGGUGAUUGCAACUUCGAAGAGAACACAUGCGGCUGGACUAAUCCUGGGCUGACAGACCAAUUUGACGACUUUGACUGGGCUCGUCAAUUCAGCUACAGCGUCAGUGGACCAGGUACUGAUCAUACGAUAGGAACUUCCUCAGGCUACUAUAUGAACCUGGUGAGCAGUAGUCAAUUGCCUCAGCGAGGAGGAAAUUCCGCUUGGUUGGUGAGUCCCCAGUUUCCGGCUGCUACCACGGCGCGGUGCAUGGCCUUCUACUAUUACAUGUAUGAGAAGACUAUCGAUCCUUCAGGUCCAAGUCUGGGCAGUUUACGAGUGUAUGUCCUUCCUAGUUCUUCUUCGAGAGAAUUUUCCAUGCUCACUCCUGUCUGGAGGUUGAACAAUCACCAGGGACAACGGUGGUUGAUGGCACGUGCUCCGAUUGUGCUACUUCCCGAAGGAAAACCCCCUACCGAACCUUACCAGGUUAUUAUCGAGGGCAUCUGGGGAGCCGAUAGGGUUGGAUACAUUGCGUUCGACGACAUAAGUUUUUUCAACGGAGACUGUACAACUCUCCCGAGCAAAGCAACGACUAUGAAUGGUGAAUGUUCCUUCGUACGAGACAUGUGUGGUUGGACCAACGGGUCAAAAUCUGAACAGUCGAUUCCAUUAUUCGAAGGACGUAAUGGAUUCAGCAGAAGCCAUAUUGUCGUCGCUACCCAAAGUCGUCAGUUUCAACUGGAUGAGGGGUCUCUUACCUGGAGGCUUGCGUCCACUUCCACUCGUCCAGCCAACCUACAAGACCAUUCCUUCGGAGCUCCAGCUGGUUAUGCUUUCUUUGACAUCUUCAAUCAAAAUGUUGUUCAAAAUCCCAUCCUUCGAAGUCCAAAGUUUGAGUUAGCCCUUGUGGAUAAUCGUUGUAUAAGUUUUUGGUUUGCUCCAUUUGGACGAGGAGAGUCAACCACGCUAAGUGUGGUUCGUGUGGGAUUGCCGGCAUCGGACGCUGAACCUGAAAAUCGUGAUGUGUUAUGGCGUUUCUCGACUCGCAUGUUCGACACAAGUCGACCUGAUUGGAAUUAUGCUCAGACUGUUGUAAAAACUGAUACACCGUAUACAGUACAGUUCGAAGGAGAGGCAACGGAUGGAGGAUUUGCUUUGGAUGAUAUAACGUUUUACGAAGGAGAGUGCGAAACUCGACCAGCUAGGGCAGCACUAACUGAAAUUGAAGUCUAAUGAGAAGCUGCAGUAGUAAUGGGAAGGGAAAGACUAUCAUUCUUAUACAAACAGUUUCAUUAUGUAAUAGUUUCUACCAGAAGAGUUGCUAAUGAUCUUAAAUAAAACUUUCAAUUAAUAA